This is a messenger RNA of Seriola aureovittata, 3799 nucleotides long. It is a transcript of the gene foxn1, whose product is annotated as forkhead box N1. The coding region runs from base 143 to 1837 and encodes 564 amino acids. The record is from RefSeq and is a predicted model, not a curated record. Gene Ontology annotation, biological process: regulation of transcription by RNA polymerase II. NCBI's taxonomy places the organism in Eukaryota, Metazoa, Chordata, Actinopteri, Carangiformes, Carangidae. The transcript is spliced from 9 exons. Gene Ontology annotation, molecular function: transcription cis-regulatory region binding; DNA-binding transcription factor activity, RNA polymerase II-specific.
GGUGUACGGAUCCAUGAGGGAAAGGAAAGGAUGUGGACCAAGAUUACAGGUCUGAGUGAGAAUAUCUGACUGAAACUACAAAUCCACAGAGGAGAGAGAGGGCAGUUCAGAGUUAAAGGUUAGGAGAAGAUCCUUGUGCACAAUGUCAGACUCCUCGACAUUUUCCCCCAGCAGCAGGUCUCAAACAUCAACCCCCCAGGCCAACCUACACACCUGUGAGCCCCGUGAGACCUCCUGUCAACAGAUGGAAGAAUCACGGCAGGGGACCAGCACCUUCAGCCUGAGGACUGCAGCUGUGAACAGGAACAGUUCAGGGUCAGGACCAGCACCGGGGCGUGGCCCCGCUGAAUCUGACAACCUCCACCUGUACCGCCGACAGUUCAGCGAUGGAGCAGUGUCGGAUGCAGGGUGUCUCCAACAGUGCUCUUCUUCCUUCAGCUGUCUGCAGGAGGGGUUCAGCCCGGACACUUGUUCAUACAGCUCCAGCAGCGAGGCACCACCACCCUGGGACCAAUACAACAUCAGCAUUCAGAGUUCGUACCCAGAGCUACCAGCCGGGUCAGGGGCGCCUUCCUGCUUCCUGUCUCAAAGCUAUCCAUCCUACUGCUCAUCGAGCCCUAUACAACCGGUCUCAUCUAGACUGUACUCUAAUAAUGACCAGACCAACAGCUCAAAAUAUUCUCUCCAAAGUCUCCCCACUCAAUCUCCCCAGGAGAGCACCACACAGCCUCUCUUUCCCAAGCCCAUUUACUCGUACAGUAUCUUGAUCUUCAUGGCUCUGAAGAGCAGUAAAACAGGAAGUCUGCCAGUCAGUGAGAUCUACAGCUUCAUGACUGAACACUUCCCAUAUUUCAAGACAGCUCCUGAUGGGUGGAAGAACUCAGUGCGUCACAACCUCUCCCUGAACAAAUGCUUUGAGAAGGUGGAGAACAAAAAUGGAACAUCGUCUCGUAAAGGCUGUCUGUGGGCACUCAAUCCCGCCAAGGUGGAGAAGAUGCAGGAGGAGUUGCACAAGUGGCGACGCAAAGACCCCAUCACUGUUCGCAGGAGCAUGGCGAGGCCAGAAGACCUCAAUCGUUUACUGGGAGAAAGACCGGACAAGCUCAGGUCUUUGCCACCUUACACCAGCCCAGCCCUCUCAUCCAGAGUAUCCCCAGUCUACGGCACCACUUCGUCAUCUUGCAGCCCAGCGCAGCUUCGAUCACCCUGCCAACCCAUUCGGCGCCCACAGUAUGCCCAUAUUCAGCCUCAGCAACCCUGCUACCUUCCCCCCGCUGCAGCUCACCCCAGCAACUCAUUCACCCUGUCCUCACCCUGUGGACACCCACCUGCAGCAGGCUUCCCAUCAGGAGGCCUGAACUCCCCCAUGGCUGGGAAGAUGCCACCAGUUUACAAUUCUGCCAUGCAGGAUGAGUACAGUGUUGGCCCCAGGAGCAUGCAGGACUUGAUGUUGGAAGGAGAUGCCAUUUAUGACAUUGACACACUCAACCCCAGUCUGAUUGACCUGCAGCUGCAAGGUAGCAUGUGGGAGGAGUUAAGGAAGGACAGCUUGGUGUCGGAUCCACAAGUUACCACAGCAGCCCUGUCCACUACACCUGCCCUGCAGUACUCCCACGUCCAGACAAGCUGCCUGCAGGUCACACCUCCUGUCAGUCAGACAUCAGAGGUGACUGCUGUCGGUCGAUGUAAAGCGGAGUACCAGGUCGAGAACAGUGGCAGUGGACCACACUUAGAGCAGCAUGGCUGUUUGAAUGGACUGCCUCCUGUGGUUUAUUCAGGAGUGGAGAGCUUGGCUGGAUAUCUGACCUCCUGUACCACAACCAUCUCUUUAUUGUAAAGACCUGGUGGCUGAUCUCCCUCCCUGACCCUUGAUGUACUAUAUUAACCUGAAUGGGAAAUAUUGUACCAAGCACCUUCAUGAGUAUUAGCUUGGUGGUUAUUUAACCCACCAGAUCCCCUGUUUACCACUGCAUGACAGACUCUGUGGAGGAACUAGUUACAAACAUAUUCACUGUUUGUAUCCACUGUGACCAAAUGACGAUGUUCAACUGAUAAAAAAUAAUAUAGCUCUUGUUAUAUCUUCUUUUUCUGUUUCAAUAUGCAUUUCUUCUCCCCUAUUUUUUAUUUGCAAAAGCAAAUAAUCUGCAUUAAAAUUGUGAUUAAAUUCCUUAUUGAAAAUGUUAUUGUUAAAUUUAUUUGUGAAUUUAGCUAUUUAUUUACCUUUUAUAAGCUGUAUUGUCACAUUGAUUUAUAAAUUUCACCUUACUGUGGUAGUAAUUAAUGGAGUUUUAAGUCUUUUUUAAAAAACAAACAAUUGUUUUAUUUGGUUAUUUGUAAUUCAAUUUUCCAAUCUAAUUAAAUAUGAAUUAGUAAAAAUGUUCAUCACUUUAUUGAUGCAUUCAUAUAUUUUACAUUUUUGCCAUUCAUAUAAUUCCUUUAGCCAGCUCAUAUCAGAUCAAUUGCUUUAUUUGUUAGCUAUUUCCAAAGGUAUACUUCUUUAUAAGACUUUAAAACAAACAAACACAUAAAAUGUUGGCGAACGACCUCUGCUUAAGCACCUGACUAUGAACUGGCUGCAAGCUAAAACAAACCAGCUGUAACUUGAGUCAACACAAGGGCCAAAAAGAAAACAUGUGAAUGCAUAAUUAUCUCUUUGAAUACGUUCAUAAUAUUGUAUUAUUUGUACUAAAAACAAACCUUUGAGAUUAUUUUUUGUUUAUUUCAGUCAGUGACUCCACUGUUAUGUGGUCUCUAGAUAAGAAAAGCUCUGUUUACACAGAAGUCCAACAAUGAUGAUGCUAUAGGUGGUGUCAUGGCAACAGUGCAGUAACACUGUUGUCACAGUAGAUGGCAGCAAACACUAUGCGCCCUACAGCUUGUUCCUCUGAUGCAACAGUCACAUCUUUUACUUUUGGUCCUCACAGUAUGUUUCCUACAUUAAUUAGGCCAAUACACAUCAGGAAAAACAUUGGAUUAGACGACUUGCAGACAUUAUUUUAAACUUACACUAUUUCAACAACCGCUGUUUAUGUACCAGUAAGGUCAUAAACUGAUUAAAGUGUUUUUUUUUUAAGAAGAGAUGAACAUUUUUAAGUUCCCUUCAACUCAAAUAUGUGAUUUUCUUUAAUGUUACUUCACUUGGAUGUUUGACCUCCACUUCAGGAUGAUCUGUGUGCAGAGUUUGCCACUCAACGUAAAUAUGAGUUUGAGUUGUGUCCCAACAAGAUUUUUUUUGAAGUAGGUGAUAUCUUGCUUUGUGUAGCUUAACUUUAAAAAUGAACAAUAUUUUAUUCAAGGAAUUUUGCAUGUAGUUUUCUCAGACUUCAAAUGCAUACAACAUAACUGGUGCGACUAACCCAUCAAAAAGAUCUAAUCUACUAUCUACAUGUAAAUCAAAUUUAGUAAAUUAUAUAAGAACAAACAUAGCUCUUGAGACCUGCUAAUACAGCUCAUGAAUGGUAAUCUUAUAUAAGCUAUUAUAAUUUAUCCAGAUGCAAAUUAUAACUACAAGCAAAGUAUGUUUUUAAUAUGUCUUAAAAUGUAAUUAAAAUUAUAUGUUAAUUCCCAAGCCUGUGUCUGUAAGAUAAAAUGUUACAUUUAAACAACUGAAGCAACGUCUGGCAACUUCAUUAGUUUUGGAAUAAUUCCACUUCUCCUCCCCAGUAAAUGUAAGGAAAUUAAGCUGACAAAAGACAACAACACAAUGCCAGCAGCAUACUUAAACUAUGGCUUUUAUUUUCCUUGAUUUUCAUUCAUUUAAUUUUGAGCGGAUAAGCUGUUUCUGGAAUUACCUUUGUAC